GAAAUUCCUUUUUUCUAAUUAUAAAUAGCCUUCUUUUAACAUGCCAUUUCAAGACUGGAAAGUGGAAAUUGAAAACAAGAAAAAGAAACACAAAAUGCUUUCAUUUGAGUUAUUAUCGGAGCUGAUUCCGGGUUUACCUGAGGAAAUCGGAUUCGAGUGCUUGGCUCGGUUUCAUUAUUCAACUCACAGUAUCGCAGCUCGAGUUUGCCGAAGAUGGCAAGACCUUCUCCAAAGCAGAGAGUUUUACCAUCUCAGAAAGCAAACCGGAUACACCCAGAAAGCGGCUUGCUUGGUUCAAUUACUUAACAGUGACUCCGAUCCUGAUGGGUCCAAAUCGGUUGGUCCACCCAGGUACGGGAUCACCGUGUUUGAUCCCGUUAGCAGAACCUGGGAUCGAAUUGAACCCGUUCCUAAGUACCCUGAUGGGCUUCCUUUGUUCUGUCAGAUAACAAGCUCUGAAGGAAAGAUUGUGGUGAUGGGCGGAUGGGACCCGACAAGUUAUGACCCAGUGAGGGACGUGUUCAUAUAUGACUUCACAAGUCAGAAGUGGAGACAAGGGAAGCAGAUGCCGGAAACUCGAUCGUUCUUUGCGACUGGUGAGUUGGAUGGUCGCAUUAUCGUGGCGGGUGGUCACGAUGAGAACAAAAACGCUUUAAGCACAGCAUGGGAAUAUGAUGUAAAUCGGGAUGAGUGGACUGAGUUGACCCGGAUGAGUCAGGAGCGAGAUGAGUGUCAAGGGAUGGUGAUUGGGUCGGAAUUCUGGGCGGUGAGUGGAUAUAGAACAGAUAUUCAAGGAGGCUUUGAGGGGAGCGCUGAGUUUCUGGAUUUGGGGACAGGUCAAUGGAGCCGAGUUGAAGAGGCUUGGGAGCCGAGUCAGUGUCCUAGGUCUUGUGUGGGAGUUGAGAAAGAGAAAACACUCUUCUGCUGGGCUGACUGUGACUCGGCGAUACGAGUCGGUGCAUGUGCGGUCCCCUUGGGAGAAUGGACGUUUGUGUCUGGAUCAGCUUACCAGGGUGGUCCACAGGGGUUCUUCUUGGUGGAUGAACAGAGUGGAAAAUUCAACAGUAUAGCUGUUCCAGUCGAGUUUUCUGGGUUUGUACAAUCUGGUUGUUGCGUGGAUAUCUAAAUCAAUAUCUAGAUCUAAAGUUAUACCAUCCCUGUUUCCCUUUUCUAGUUAAAUUGGGAAUUUGGGACAGAACCAGACAUUCCAUUAAGAAUGCAGAGCUGCCCUGUUCGGUCCCCUCGAAGCAUGAAGACUCCCUCAUCCAAGUUGGGUGUAACUUGUAAGACAGGUGAGCCAAAGCUCACAGUCGCAUGAUGGUCUAGAAAUGCUAAGAUUAGGCAGGAUAACAUUUGUUAUCAUUAAUGCAGUGAGCGAUGUUGAGAGUUUAUCUAUAAAAUCUAGCAUUAUAAAAAAUGAUGUGUAUGUAUAUAUGUAUAAUAGACUUUGCAAUAUAAUGUACAUUAUGGUAUUACA
Molecule: messenger RNA, 1477 nt
Organism: Durio zibethinus
Lineage: Eukaryota; Viridiplantae; Streptophyta; Magnoliopsida; Malvales; Malvaceae
Product: F-box/kelch-repeat protein At2g44130-like
Biological process (GO): regulation of phenylpropanoid metabolic process; negative regulation of cytokinin-activated signaling pathway
Molecular function (GO): protein binding
Source: RefSeq, a predicted model, not a curated record